GCUAUCGCCCCUUCCCCGCCCGACAUGAGCGCGAAGGCUCUUGUGUAAAGUCUUUGCACUAAUCUUAACUUCCCCGAUCGGUAUGUCGACCCCACGCAAUCGGUCACAUGAUGGAUGCUGGACUUGCAAACGUAUCAGGAGAAAAUGCGACCAAACCCACCCAGCAUGUCUAGUCUGCCAACGGCGCGCUGUGAAAUGUGAAGGUUACGAGAUACGAUUACGAUGGGGAUCCGGCAUUGCUUCGCGUGGCCGUUUUAUCGGUGCUUGUGAGCCCGUCGAGGCUUCCAUUCCUCCUCGGGUAAAGGGCAGGCGACGCGAUUUGAGUCGAGAGAGACGCCGAGCGUCUGGAACCCUAUGUAGUGAAAUCUACCAGUCAUCAGGGUGGCUUACUUUGUCGCAAACCAAUGAACCAGUGCCCGAAGUGAAUCCGGACAUUCAAUCCUCCGCGGCAGACGAAAAGGAGCGAUUAUUCCGAGAAUUUCUCUCAUCAGGAAUCAAUGUUCUCCAUUCCACGUCUGUGAAUGAUGCGCGAAUCAACCUUAAACUCCGGCUUCCAACUUUGUGUGUGCAGUCAAGUUCCUUGUACGCGAUUUGUGUGGCACUUCAGGCUUCAAUGUCACCUAAUCUCAGGUCUCAAUUUUUCGAGCAUUUUGAUGUGGCAUUAAAUCUAUUCCGCGCGGAGUUAUCAAGGAACGUAACCUAUCUGGAAGAUGGUACCUUAACGGCAGGACUACUGCUCUGCAGCAUUGGGCUUAUGCAUGCCAUGCCGUGGACGAUGCAUCUUCAUGGAAUGUAUGGAAUCCUCCAGGCGCACGGACUCCAUGGCCCCGGGGAACAAACAGAAUUCCGAACACAUCUGCUGGAGGUGAUGGGAGUAAUGGACCUCCCAACAUUCACGGUUGGCAGAAGUACAUCUCUCGGCUUUUGGCGACGGUAUUGUCGCGGCAGGGUCCCUUCACAGCCCUCGUCUGGUGAUGAAGAGGUUGAGGUUGUUAGUGGCCUACCUAGGUCAUUGUUAGAUAUAAUCUCCUGCAUUGGUGAAGGGGCUACUGAGGAGCACUUUUGGGACUGGUCGGGGAGUCCGGGCAGUUUAUCUCAGCAUCAGCUUUGGGAAGCCUAUCGGCUGGCCGGAAUGCUGGCCGUAAGGCACAGUGAGCUGCUUUCGGUGCCACAACCACAAACAAUGCAGACGGAUAAAGAAACGAGCCGUGUAGUAGUUCUACCAUCGACUGCUAUCAUAGUGUCGCGCGUUCUGGGCCAUUUAGACGCUCUCCGGAGAGCAUCACCGGAGGAAGAGGCAAAAGGCUCUUUGAUUUUAAACGCAAUUAAGUAUCCAGCGUUCAUCGCAGGCCUCCAGGCAGACAUCUUCAAUGCACACCCAGAGUUCAAGGUUGUUAUCCGAUGUUGCUUGUCGACAUAUCAACAUCGUCAUAGAUUCGGAGAAGAUUUUGAUCUUUUGCUUGAGGUCCUGGAGGAGUGGUGGGUACACCAUCAUGAAAUGACAAGCCCACACCAGCUUGCCCUAGGCCGUGAAAUGGAGAUCGGGCUUUUAUAGUUGAUCACGCACGAAUCUGGCAACUAACGAGAACUAUCCACUUUCUUUUGGGCUGCCUUCCUCAGCAUAACCCAACAGUCGACGGCUUCACCUCCAUCAGCCAGAUUGACCUUCUCGAUGACUUCAAACCCUAAGGCUGCGUAGAAUCCUACAUUCUGUUCAGCCGUACAUUCUAGAACUAUCGACUGAUGAUCUACAUACUCUAGGAUACCGUUCAUCGCGAUCUUGCCCAGCCC
Molecule: messenger RNA, 1791 nt
Organism: Aspergillus alliaceus
Lineage: Eukaryota; Fungi; Ascomycota; Eurotiomycetes; Eurotiales; Aspergillaceae
Product: Zn(II)2Cys6 transcription factor
Exons: 3
Coding region: 83-1555 (490 amino acids)
Biological process (GO): positive regulation of transcription by RNA polymerase II
Cellular component (GO): nucleus
Molecular function (GO): transcription cis-regulatory region binding; DNA-binding transcription factor activity, RNA polymerase II-specific; zinc ion binding
Source: RefSeq, a predicted model, not a curated record